UUGCAGAGGGGUGAUCUGGUCCUUCUGUCCUCCUUUCUCCCCUCUUCUUUCCUGAGGUGGUUUCUAUUCCACUUUUCUGUCUUUGGCUUCCGCCCAAUGUCUCACCAGUUGUUCUUUUCGUAUUCCUAUCUUUGAUCUUAAUGUUUUCUUUCAAACUUCACUCUUAACUGGAGCAGAUCUUACCAGAGUUUGGCUGUCCUCAUUACUUAUCCUCCUCUUCCUCAUUACGUUGUUCCUUUUGCCUUUGGAUCACUGGCUUCAAACCUUCGAACGACCAGAGAGUUACCAGCAAACCAAGAAGCAAGUAUGACAGAUAAACCGGGGAUGACGACGGGUGGUGGAGAUGAUGCCGGCAGCAUCAUGGCAUUGCUGGAACGAGUGGCGGGCCUCAUGGACAGCGUCCAGGUCACCCAGCAACGCAUGGAGGAGCGUCAGCUGGAGCUGGAGAACACGGUGAAAACUAUCCAGGCUGAUGUCGUCAAGCUAACCAACGAUCACGCUAACACCAGUUCCACCGUCGACCGGCUGCUGGAGAAAACACGCAAGGUCAGCCGCCACAUCAAGGAUGUCAGGGUGCGUGUGGAGAACCAGAACAUCAGGGUCAAGAAGGUGGAGGCCACUCAGGGGGACCUCCUCGCCAAGAACAAGUUCAGGGUGGUCAUUUAUCAGGGAGACCAGGAGGUGAAAUCUAUCUCACCCGGCAAUGAGCCAGAAGAACCCAGCAGCAGUGGUGCCCGGGCCAGAGCCGAGGUGGAACCCGACAAGUUCGAGCUCCCUCCAGAGUCGGACGAGGAGUACAUGGUGGUGGAGGAGGCAGACUCCUCGGCAGCCGGCCGCGUAAAGAAGACGGGGCUGACGCGCAUCGAGAGCUUCAAAGCCACCUUCUCCAAGGAGAACAUGAGCAAGACCCGCGAGAACCUGGGCACCAAGGUGAACAAACUCGGUGAGCGCAUCGUCACAGCCGAGAGGCGCGAGAAGAUCCGCCAGUCCGGCGAGAGGCUGAAGCAGUCAGGUGAGAGGCUGAAGGAGACCAUCAGCAAGAAUGUUCCCGCCAAGCUCAACCUGAAGAAGGAGAGGACUGUGGCAGAGGGCCAGGAAGGAGCUGAGGGUGUCACAGAAGGAGCUGUACCCGUCCCUCCUCCCAAGGGCCGCAAGAGCAGCCCGCACGCUGCCAGGGCGGCUGAAGACGAGGGCAAAGCGGAGGGAUCUGAGGUGCCGAUGUACGACAUGAAGCAGCUAUCGUAAACCGCCUGACACAAUGAGAUCUGGGCCCUUUCUCUGGACUUCUGAGACCACACAGAGUGAGAGGAAGUUUGUUGGGUUGCUGCACAAAAAAUUAAUAAUUUAAUUAAAAAGUGAAGUUUUUUUGCCGAACAGUUGAAGGAAGCGAGCAGAGAAAAGGCACAGAUCCAAUCAGACUGAACACCAAAAUCCUGAAAGCACGUGUGGUUCUGAACAUUUACCAUCAAAUCCUCAAUAAAUCGAUUCUUUUUGUCUCGUCUUCAAUGAACAGUGACCUGCAAAACAUAUGAACAGGCUUCAGAAGCUCUACACAAAGUUCUUCUGCUCUUCUUUUGCGUGUUGAUGAGACUGAGUUGUUGGAUGAUGAAGCUGUAAUGGGUUUGUUUGGCUCUGGAGGAGGUUGGAAAAAGGGGAGUUUUACACUCAGUGCAGGUGAAAUGGUCACAGGUUACGGCCUGAGGGAACAAUCAGGAAUCUCGAGAGUCCCAAAGUUUGAAAGGAUCAGUUAUAAACACACAAAGCGCAGGGAUGAUGCUGAGAGAUCGAACUAUGAAAAAGCAGUCUUCUCAUUUUAAUGGACAACAACAUCAAAUUUACCAAAGUCAAGCAGCACUUUUGCUGCUUUCUAUCCAUUUGGAGGAUGUGUGGAUGAGUGCUGAGCUUGUAGUGCAAACUGAAAGGAAUGCAGACGUCAGAGCUUCGUGUUCAGCCUCACUCAGAUCCACAGGAAGUGUGACACUGAUGUAAGACAACAUGGCAACCAUGUUUUCUCCUUCCACCAGUGUCGUCACAGGACGAGUUGUAGGAAAUGUCAUUAGUUUGUAAUAUUGUGCGCAGCAGUAGGACUGCAGUCAGUCCAGCUCCUGUUACAUCACAUGUUCAUCAUGAUGCAAGUUCUGGUUUAUGAGUCAGAACCUGUUAAAGUGCAAACAUGAAAACGUGUCAGGAAGAGGAGCUGAUGCAGCCAGUCUGAGUACAUCUGAGUUUCACACAUGCUUUAAAAACAUAUGGAUAUAAAAUUAAGGUCCUCCAAGUUUAUUAACACGUCUAAAAUGGAUUCAUACAUAUAAACAUGACUGUACAAAGUUUGAGUUGUUGUGUUUUUAGCAUUGAUGCAGUGACAGGAUUAAAUGUUCCACACCUGUGGAAACCUCCUCAAAGACAAGUCAGCGAUUCGGUUUUAAAGGACAGCGUUGAGUUUAGCAGCAGCCUCACAGCCUGCUAUAAAACAGGGUGGGACAGCUUUGAGGUGAUGGUGGCUUUUACAGGAAUCUCUGGGCCCAUCGUCUCUCCUCUGUUCUUUGCUCUGAGUAUUUUUGUUCUUAAAAGUUAUUCUAUUAAAGAUUGUUCAAAAAGCAGCACAAUCUGUCUUUUAAUGAAGCUGCCGGCUGAGAGGCGGCUCAGAGGCGGCGCUCUGAUGGCCUCCUGCUGCAGUUUGUGCUGUGGUGUGAAGAGCAGCAAAUUUCUGUGAACCAGGACUGAAGAGUUUAGAGGAAAGUUUGGUGAAAGUUUCCAAUCAAAUAAAUAUGAGUCGAGACAAAGACAAAAUGAUUUCCUGUUAAAACACACAUUUCAAAGUGGCGCCUGACCUUCGAGUGUUACUGGAUUUACUGAUGAUGUUCCCAUUUUCAGUCUUGUGUUUUAAUUGUUUCAUUUGACAGAAAAGCUGCAAACGUGCAAACAAAUAUCUGCCGACUUUCAUCAGGCAAACACACUGAUGAGACGUGCAGAGGGUUGUAGUGUUUGAGCUUGGUACUGAACACACUGUGACCGGAGCCGCCUCAGUGGUAACACAGCAUCAGGCUAAACUUAACGCUGUUCGCUCUGCCAGCGUCUCUGCAGGGUUCCUUUGUUUUGUGGGUGAGUGCGUGCAUGGCUGUAGUCACAGCUGCUUGUGUUUGUCAUCCUGAAAAAAUAAAA
Messenger RNA from Archocentrus centrarchus (flier cichlid), 3162 nucleotides. It is a transcript of the gene cavin4b, whose product is annotated as caveolae associated protein 4b. The coding region runs from base 307 to 1245 and encodes 312 amino acids. Gene Ontology annotation, biological process: regulation of gene expression. The transcript is spliced from 2 exons. Gene Ontology annotation, cellular component: caveola; cytoplasm. The record is from RefSeq and is a predicted model, not a curated record. NCBI's taxonomy places the organism in Eukaryota, Metazoa, Chordata, Actinopteri, Cichliformes, Cichlidae.